UACAUUUUUUAACUUCAGUGUACUGUUUUUCUUGACCUUUAUGAUGAUUAAUUUUUAUGGGUCUGGGUUUUAAACGUGCCUUGUGGUAGUCGCUCUUCGGUGAUUCUGUUGCACCAGAGCCCUGCCGUCAUUGCACCUAUCUUCGUACCUUCUCAUCCAAAGCAUUUUUUAAUGUUCAUCUCGUCCAUGCACAACCCUUUUAGUUUAAUUGUCGUUUGGUGCCAUCUAGUGGCGCCCUGCAGUACUGCAUCCCCGACUUGGCCAGGGCAGGAACAUCGGUGCCGCCGCAUCUACUGUGGAGUUUAAGCCGCAACGCGGGUUUCAUCUUGAAAGAUCUCGCAGAUAAAAGGCUCGACAGCAUAUUUGACAGUGGACGAGUAAUUCUGAAUUUAAGUGAGACCCAUUUGAAGGAUCUUAGAGGAAUUCAAGAGAAAGUGGAAGAAGACUUAGUGGAGGAUGUUCAACGUGGACAAGUGUGCAGGGCUUUUGCACAGAAGAAGUGAAACAUAAAAUACAAAAAUGGGAAACGCUGAGCCUCAUAAGAAUAUCAUAAGGUAAGGCCUCAUUAGAAUAUCGUGUACAAUUAUGGCCACCGUGUUAAAGAGGAGAUAUUGCUGCUCUCGAGUAAGACCAGGGAAGAGUCACCGGGUUCAUUCUGGGGCUUCAGGGAAAGUCAGGCUGAAGGAACUCCGCUUGUUUACACUUCCACAGAGUAGACUACGAAGAGAACAGACACGAGUAUUCACAAUACUGCGGAAGUCCAGCCAGCGUACUGCUCUAGAAGGAAGAGUGGACAACGAGGCAGAGGACGCAAGUGAAAACUAACUGAAAGUGCAUUUAAAACCAAGAACAGGAAACACUACUUCACCGAAGGUGUGAGGGAGCACGGAACAGACCACCCAGCAGCGUUGCUGAAGGCGAUAACCUGGCUUUUUUUUUAGAAAGAGCUUCAUUCAGGACCGGAGGCGUUAUUUUUACACAAAGGGUUGUGGGUGUAUGGAACAAGCUACCCUGCCGUGUAGUUGAAUCCGAUCCUUCGGCGUCUUUCAAGAAUGGAUGAGAUCCGUGGACUAAUUCACUGUUAACUACCUGACGCGCUGGGUGAGCCUGAAGAUGGGAGAUAGCUUCUUCUCCUUUUGAAACUUUUAAUGAAUGUGCUCUUAAAACAACAAACAACGCGUCGUCGGGCAAGUUGGAUUUGACGUGGCCUGAAACAAUUGACUCAGCCUGUUAGACAAACGAUUCAGGGCGGAAAAUGUGGUCGGAGGAUUUGUGGGAAAUCCCGCGCAGUGAUUUGCGAUGUUAUUACAUUGCGACAAUCUGUUAAAACCGAGGACGUAGUAGUUACGUCAACGUGACACGUGCCUUCCACGUCAGACUGCGUCAUAAAAUUUCUCCGGGACUUCAGUCGCAAAUCCUAAAAACCGGCACUGUGGAUGUUACUGAAGGAAAUAACAAAAAGAGUUUGUAUUAGGUCUGAAACAAUGCUAUAACACAGUUCUGAAACACGAACAACGCCAGAAGAACAACGAUAAAAGGGGCAAAGCAAUUCUGAAAAGGAGAGAUGACGUCGAGGUGUCACACUUUUAGCUUACAGCGCGCAUCAGUGGUGCGCUGCAGGCCCGUGUGCCGGGUGUUCACCGCGGCGUGGAGCGGAGAGCCCGUGGAUUCCCCCCUUUCCUCGCGCGGAGCUCCCAGACCAGCAGGAGGAGAGGUGGUGGUGGGAGAGGAGAGAGGAGGGGGGGGUGAAUCGUGCGCAUGCGCCGCGACAGGCCGCGAUGGCGCUGAGAACGGGCAUCGUCAGGCUCCUCUGAGUCUCCACUCCAGGCGAGGAUCCGGGAGGAGGAAGCCGCACUCGAGUGGGAUAGGGACGUACGGCGGGACCGCUCUCGGUACGCGCAGCCCAGAGAAUCGCAUGCGACACCGCCGCAGCCCAGACGCGCUACUCCGGAGGUGCACUUUGCGUUGUUCUGAUUCAGCCUGCGCCGUCUCCCAGCCUGGCUGCGCGGACCGCCGGGGAGAAACGUGCGAUCAGAGUGAUGCACUAACUGUACAGCAGACCAGUCUGUGGGGAGUCCAAGCGUCACAGUCUGGGCAGAAGUGUCCCGUCUCUACAGGACCCCCCCCAGCAGUGACCGAGGGUAUCCUGACUGCAAGGCGCUACACUGUUCAAGUCCCGGGAGCUCCUCCUGAUGGGAGCCCAUUCCAGUCCUCCUGCUGCCCAGGAACAGAUCCGGGCCGCUGUGCUGCGGCUGUCCCAGCCCCCAGACUGCAGCUGCACUGAACACGCGUGGGAGGAGCUGGGACGUGUGGCAGCCGGGGCUCAGAGCCCAGAGAACGGGCUCAUGCUUGUCCCGGCUCUGCAGGAGGACUGGGUGAAUCUGAAGGGUACACCAGGAGCCCCAGGGGUACAGCCUAAAUUAUCUCCAGCAGAGGCGACUCCUGUACCAGCCUGUGACUUUCCCAGCUGACUCCUUGUUCCUUGUUGAUGACAAUUGUUAAUCAGCAUAACGCAUCUACCUGGGUUGUAUCUGUACAAUAAGGUGUCAGUGCACCUGCUACAAAAACAAAGGUCGUUUUCCCGAUAGUUACUUUGUGAAUUUGGUGGCGUUGUAAAUUGGAAGUUUCUUUCUCACUCAGUAUAUCAGAUGGUUAUGUGCUUUGUGUUCGAAGAGCUUUCCAGUUUGAAUGGGUCAUCCCAGGUUGUGUAAAAGCUGUGAUGAACUGGUUCUGAAAAGCGAUUCACCUGAAAAAGGAGACGUCUUUGUGUGAGCGUUGCCCACAGCGAUGGCCAGCAAGCAGGCACUGACGCUGGGCGGGGAAUGUGGCCAAGCUCUGCAGGCUGAUUGGCUGCUGACGAUGUCGUUCGGCCUGCUUCGGGGCAGGAGAGCGGACUCUCUCUCACAGUGCAGUGCCAACAACACUGAAGCUGGCACAGGGCUUUUUGAAGAAGCCAGUCAUUUCGGCUGUGGGCUGGGCUGCUUACACCAGACAGGAACUUGGCAUUUUGCAUGCCAGGGCUAUGACCCGAUCUUCCUGUCGCUCAAGCCUGACGCCUGCUCUGCUGUCCUCCGGUCACAGAUAUUAGUGCAGCCUCAAAACAAAUGGUACAAGUAGACCAGUGCUGUUGACGCAAACAUUUUCUCUCGACUCCAGUUGACACAGGGUGGGCCCAUGCUGUACAUGUCAUGUGGUGCUGCCCCCUUGUGAAGGGGAUGAUAACCACAGCAGUUACAGCAUAAAAGCACCCUCUGGCCAAAAUAAUAGGAACACCCAGUCAAAUAGCUGCUUUCAGCAGCAAGCAGUGUGUGGUUGGUUUGAGGGUCACAGGGCAGAGUGUUAUUAUCUUCCCUGACCAGAAUAGUCCCCAGGUCUCAAAUCUAUUGACAACUGGUGGAACCUGUUGACUCCCACACCCCUGUUACUCACAUCAUCACCUCAGCUGCAAGCGUUCGUCCUCCCUGUUGGAGGGGAUGGGCUGCAAAUAUUUGAUCACAACAAGAUCCUAAACCACAUCCUGCUGAGGCUGCUUUCAGAAGCUCACAUGCGUUGCUCGGUGAAGUUUCCUAAUAUUUCUAACAUUUUGACCAGCGUACACGAUAAGAAGACAUUCCAGAACUGUGCAUCAGUCAGUGCCUUGCAGCACAAUCUUCGCAUGUUAAGAAAGCAUGCCCAAGCAGAGCAUGGUUUCACACUCUUCUCUGGAGGAGACGAUGUGUGCAAAACCCUGUGUCCAGCCGGACAGCGGGACUGACUUCCAGCAGCCUGAAUACUGGAAUAUCAGCCUGAAUGUGGAGGAUUUUCUGUAUUUCUUUUGGGCACCUCCAGCCCUUCCUGGAAAAUCUGUUGUUGCUCCUCUUACCUUGCUGACACUUUUAUCCAAAGCAACUUAUAUUUGUAGCCUUAUAUGUAGAGGAGAAUUUUACUGGAGCAGCCUGAGUGAAGUUCCUUGAUCCAGGGUGCACCAGCAGUAUCUCACCUAGGAUUUAAACCCUCAACCUUCCAGUUCCGGGUCCAGAGCCCUGAAUGCUCUAAGCAUCAAGAAGUACCGAACAAGUCAUUCACUGUUCUGGAGCCCUGGUUUAUCAUCUGAAGUUAGCAGGGUAGCUGAGACCUGGCUGUUCCAGCACAUUCCUGAAGGCAAGUUAACAGACUAUUAUUAGAAAGCAGAAGGACGCGAUAAUCUUAUCAUCUGACUAAAGGAUUUUUAAAUUUAUUUUUGCUCCUCAGUCUAGAUCCCUGUGGCUAAUUCUAAUCCCAGCAACUCUAUUGUGCUCACAAGAUGCUCUUCUGUGUCUUUUGUGCUGACUGUGCUGCAGGAUUGCUGCGCUAGCCCCAGUAACUCUUAGUAAUGUCUCGGCUGUUAAAAACCAGUGUGUCUGCAUCUUCCUUCCUAUUUUGCAGAAGUGUGUUUAACCGAGCUGGGUUAAAACUGCACAGUUGCAAUGACAUCCUGAAUGCCUCAUCUGUUCUCUGAUGGUUGUUGGGUGUGAUUCCACUGAUCUUGGAUUAACUGCCUCAGCUUUCAGAAUUACUUGAUGUCCAGAUAAUUUUGGGAGAACAACG
Molecule: messenger RNA, 4566 nt
Organism: Lepisosteus oculatus (spotted gar)
Lineage: Eukaryota; Metazoa; Chordata; Actinopteri; Semionotiformes; Lepisosteidae
Source: RefSeq, a predicted model, not a curated record